AUGUCGAUUAUUUAUGCCGACGUCUGUAGAAAAUCGGUCUUUUGGAUUUUUAAAACAGUUCUUUAUUACUCUGGUAGUGAAAAUCUCAGAGAAGUAGGCCAUCUACCAAAUUUGAAGAUUCUCGCCCUGACGAAUAACAAUAUUACGGAAUUGGGCGACAUUGAUCCUCUAGCAAAUUGCAAGAAGUUGGAAUAUGUUACUUUCAUAGGAAAUCCCAUAACUCAUAAGACAAACUAUCGCGCCUACAUCAUCUAUAAGCUGCCGUCUGUACGUGUCGUUGAUUUCAAGCGUAUAAGGCUGGCGGAACGUGAAGCAGCGCGUAAGUUGUUUAAAGGAAAACGAGGUCAGAAAGCUCGAGAUGCUAUCAAGCGUAGCACCAAUGCUCCUCGUGAAAUUGAGAGCGGUGAUAAUCCUAGAUUUAACGGGUCAACUCUAUCAGCGGAAGACAAAGUGAAAAUACAGAAUGCCAUCGCAAGCGCACGAUCACUGGCAGAAGUCGAGUACUUACAAUCUGUUUUGGCUAGCGGUCGAAUUCCUGAAAAAGGAUGGAAUAGGCAAAUGCUCCUUCCUACUGAUGCCGCGUCACCUAUUCAAAAUGGGCAGUAA
This is a messenger RNA of Angiostrongylus costaricensis, 606 nucleotides long. Lineage: Eukaryota; Metazoa; Nematoda; Chromadorea; Rhabditida; Metastrongylidae. The record is from the annotation of a GenBank genome assembly.